CAAAAAGCUAACGAUUUAAACAAAAAUCGAGUAAACUUCACCAAUAAAACGAAGUGAGCUGGCCGCCAUCUUGCGAAUCAUGGAUUCUGAUACACUUCAUGUCAUCCUACAUGACGAAAAACCGUUUCCGCCGCUGAUUUUAUGUUGCGUAAAAGACUAAGACAAAACGCCCAGGGACGGGUCCCUGCGGAUACCGGCUGUUUAGACCGAGCUGUUCGGCUGGGAGAACACAUUGGAAUCCUACGUUCAGUUGCAUAGCACCGAACCUGCUGACGGUGACGACAUUUUCCAGAAAUACAGUAAGUCUUCAUUUCUGUUGUUUUGAUCGGCGCCAUGAAGUGUUCGUCUCUUCUGCUCGUUUUCGGAGUUCUUCUUCCAAGUUUUCAUCUUCAUUGUGCAGCCUUCAAAUAUCGUGACUCGCGUCACCAUGGCAGAUCUUUGUUGGAGGCCGAAAACACGAUAGACGAAGUUCGUCACCACCGAUAUAGAAGAAAUGUUCCUAUUAUAAAUAACACCGAAUGUCAGAAUGAAAGCUUGUCUUGUAACGAUACGACAACUCAGGAAGACCAUAAAUAUUAUGUAUCCCAGAUUAUCAAAAAUGGUCAAGAGUAUUGGAUAAAUGUUCGAGGAAAUAAAAAUCACAAAGUUCAUCCUUACCUUUCGGACAGUUAUCUUCUUAGGCAGACGCACAAGUUGAGUUUUCAGUUUCCCUACUAUGGUCACUUGCUUAAUGAAGUAAUGCUUACAACAGGAGGUUUCCUGUACAUGGAUGUACAUGACACUAAGCUCAUGACACAGGUUCAGUAUCUAGCACCACUAAUGGCGUACUUUAAUCCUCAUUUGAGCAAGGACUCAAAGGUUUACACACUUGAUGAUGAAUCAAAGUUGACUGUAGAGUGGUAUAACGUUCAUCUACAUGUACAUGAGAACGCUACUGAUAAACCAUUCACCUUCCAGUGCACCCUACAUAAAGAUGGCAGAAUCUGGUUUGCAUACAAACAGAUCCCAAUUGAAGUAGGAAAGAUUCCUUCCUUGCCAUACCACCCAGUGAAAGUUGGCAUAGCAGAUGCUUUUGUCAUCAGGCAUCUAGACACCCGAAGGAACAUUCUCUUCCGAUAUUUUUACAUAUAUAGCGCAAUUAACAUCUCCAAGGACAGUGUUGUUAACAAUGCAGCAGUGAUAUUUCAACCUCUGCUAAGUUAGUAAAUGUUAAAUGUGUAGAACUUUCCAGAAAAUAUCCAU
Orbicella faveolata is the source of this 1242-nucleotide messenger RNA. RefSeq names its product plexin domain-containing protein 2-like. NCBI's taxonomy places the organism in Eukaryota, Metazoa, Cnidaria, Anthozoa, Scleractinia, Merulinidae. The record is from RefSeq and is a predicted model, not a curated record.